UGAAUGUCACUCUUUUUCUUAUAUAAUCAAUUCAACUUCUUCCCUUCAAGCCCUCUUCAUCUUCUUGUUCAACUCCCUUAUCAAUCUUUCUCUCUUUGGCACAUUUCUUGCUUUCUCUUUCUUCCCCUCUUCACUCGCUCCCUUAUCAAUUUUUUUUUUUUUUUUAUCUUUUGUCCAUGAGAUACAAUACCCUUUUGCCUUUUUGAACCAAAGAGCAGUGCCCUACAAAUCAAGGGCAAGUAGUUGCUUGUUCAUGCCCUAAAGUUACAGAAUUGGAAGAAAUUAAAGAGCAUGAAGGAGAGUAGUGGGAGAAAGCAGGGAGCAGCUUCACCAUGUGCAGCAUGCAAGCUUCUAAGAAGAAGGUGUGCUCAAGACUGUGUUUUUGCGCCUUAUUUUCCUGCAGAUGAGCCCCAGAAAUUUGCCAGUGUCCACAAGGUUUUUGGUGCCAGCAAUGUCAACAAGAUGCUCCAGGAAUUGCCAGUGCACCAAAGACGAGAUGCAGUGAGUAGCAUGGUGUAUGAAGCAAAUGCAAGAGUGAGAGAUCCUGUAUAUGGGUGUGUUGGGGCAAUUUCAUCACUGCAACAACAAGUUGAUGUCCUUCAAACCCAGUUGGCUUUGGCUCAAGCUGAGGUGGUUCACCUCCGAGUGAGGCAGUCUGCAAACUUCUCGAGCCAUGGCUUCAGUCUCGCUAGCCCUAACAACAGCAUCGACUCACCCUCCUCCUCCAAGCUCAUGGCUUCUCACCAUCACCAUCUUCAUCAUCAUCAAUCCAAACCUCUAUAUGACAUGGAUGUGAUGGUGGACCAAUCUCAUUAUGAAGAGUCAUGGUGGACUUAGCAGCACAAUAUAUCACCAAUUCGGAUAGAAUAAAGGGGGUGUUUGGUGUUUGGUAAUAUUUUAUUAUUAAAAUAGAGAUAUUACCGUAAAAGAUAAAUUAUUUAAAAGAUUACUA
Messenger RNA from Mangifera indica (mango), 952 nucleotides. Its product is annotated as LOB domain-containing protein 4-like. The transcript is spliced from 2 exons. NCBI's taxonomy places the organism in Eukaryota, Viridiplantae, Streptophyta, Magnoliopsida, Sapindales, Anacardiaceae. The coding region runs from base 292 to 837 and encodes 181 amino acids. The record is from RefSeq and is a predicted model, not a curated record.